Messenger RNA from Penicillium nucicola, 1677 nucleotides. Its product is annotated as C6 zinc finger domain protein. The record is from RefSeq and is a predicted model, not a curated record. Lineage: Eukaryota; Fungi; Ascomycota; Eurotiomycetes; Eurotiales; Aspergillaceae. The transcript is spliced from 2 exons. Gene Ontology annotation, molecular function: DNA-binding transcription factor activity, RNA polymerase II-specific; zinc ion binding. The coding region runs from base 1 to 1677 and encodes 558 amino acids. Gene Ontology annotation, biological process: response to xenobiotic stimulus; regulation of DNA-templated transcription.
AUGUCAAAUCCAAUCACCAAGCGCAAGCGCGCAAGAAAAGCAUGCAUUCCAUGUCAUCAGCGCAAGCGAAAAUGCGAUACCGUGUAUCCUUGUGGCAUGUGCACCACUUAUGGAUACAGCUGCAGAUAUUGUGAAGAUGAUAUCACUGAUACCACAGGCGACGGCGUAUUUGUUCCGCCCUUAGCCAAGCGCGUCAGCCUCGACUGUGAAAGUCGUCUGACAAAUCGGGCCCCUACAGCAAGCAGUCCAGACAGUCGGUCUCGCAUAGAGCGGAGCUCUCGUGAAGCGGAUCGCUCGUCGACAAAAGGCUCCACAUCCGUGGCCGGCGCCUCCCCGGGCAUCUUUGACGAACAAAAGUUCAGACACUCUGGGGCAUCAGCGGCCAUGGCAUUCCCACACAUCCUGGCAUCCAACGCUCACUGUUUUCUGGGUACUCUCAUCUUGGAGGAAGAACUUGGCUUCUACUCAGAAGUGUACUUUUCAGCUUUGGGCCCUGUUGGUGAUUUGAUGGACUCAAGAAUCUACGCCCAACGCUGCCGGGAUUAUUAUCAUAGUUCUGGUAGCAACGCGGUGGCCUUCGCUGCGGUGGCCGCUGGCGUGGCCGCUCUCGGGUCAUUCCUAUCCGCUAAACGACACUCGCGGGAGUCUGACCUGGUACAGUACGCCAAAGCUAUUCUCGAUGAUCCGGCAUCUAUGCGGCUGCAUGGCAUCGACCAUAUUGUCGCAUGGGGCUUGCGAGUGUUUUAUCUACGGGCCACAACCCGCCCCAGCAAUGCCUGGAUCGCCUCAUGCACUCAAAUGCACCUAUGUGAAGGGUUAGGGCUGCAUAAGGAAGAGAACAUUCAGAAGAUGGCGUUGAUUGCCGGGGCUGCGGUUCUUGGGCAUGAUACGGAUCGACUGAGGAGAAUAUUUUGGAUCUCAUGGGCUGGGCAUAACAUGCUGUCCUAUGAGUACGAUCGCUCGCCUGUGCACUUUUCGGCCGUGACAUGUCGGUCUAUUAUUCCGGUAUCGGGGUCCGUUGCCGACCAAUUCGUUCAAUUAAUUCAGAUUAUUCCAUCACCCAACUCACCUUUCCAGCUCGAAUCGCAGCCCCCUACUCCUAGUGAGGAGCUAUUGGAGCGUCUCCAAGUACUGGGUGGGAUUCAAAUCACGCAUCCGUUUCUAUUGGUGACCAAGGCGGACAUCGUGUUCUGCUUCUAUCGCCGCCUUUACCAGCUCAAGAUCUCCAUAGCAGACGAGGUCAUUAAGCUCGUCAUUGAUAGCGGCAAUGCCGCAGUGGAGGCAGCCGAGCAGCAAGCUAACCAGGGUCGUCUUUUCUGGAAUGUCAUUGGCAGCGUUUUCCAGUAUGCCUGUAUCCUGUUGGCCAUUGACACGCCAGAUGCCUCUGCUCAUAUUGCCACUGCCUUUAAGGGCUUGGAGAACCUUGUAAAGGCUGCUGAUACAGGGCUGACGCGAGAGGCGUUGUCGAUGGCACAGUAUCUACUUAGUCUUAAGGUGACAAAGAAGCGAAAGGAACUUGCUCAAUUAGAAGCUGUUGAGGCGAACUAUUUAUUAUUUUCGGCGCAGGCAGAAUCCGAAACCAACACUGUUGAUUCGGAUAUGGACUGGAUGGCAGACUGGGACCAGUUUUUUAUCGAGCCAUAUCUAUCGAUGCUCGGUCCUGACACUCAGUUGUAG